GGGUGUGAGGAAGAAGUGAUAACAAGCACCUAAAAAUUAGUGAUAUGUGUGCAUAUUAUAAUUUAAAUAAUGUUCACGAUAGUCUUUUAAAAAUACUUCUUCAGCUUGAUGUUUCUAUGAAAACUAAAAGGAAGACAUGACGCCUUUUUAACACGUUAAGCCUCUCACUCUGACCAAAUAACGUUGCUUUCCCAGAUGACCAAAUCAAGACUUCUUAUGAAAAUGCAACUGUAACUUUUGAUCUCGGAAAGGGUUCAACUUAUCUAGCAUUUCUGGCCGGCGAAGAAGAGGCCUCAUUCACCUUCGAGGUUGAAGGAUUGAUGAAUUCCACCGCAAAAUCCUACCAAUCAUUCGAAGUACAAAUAUGGCAUUUAAUGAAAGUUUUCAUUGGAUAUAAAGAGAGCAAAACAACAGUGACCAUCUAUCCAAAGACCACCUAUACCAUAGCAGGAGAUCUGGGGACACCCUUAAAAAUCAAAAUCAAGAGCAACGAAAAAAUCUACUGGACACAGUGCAAAAACUACUUCAACUGCUAUUUCUCUGGUUCAGUUCUUCAGGCAACAGACUGCAGAAGAGAUUCGCCGGUGAACUCAACAACAUUGGUUUUUAUAAUCGUCUGUGGAUUGUUGGUCGUGACUGUCAUGGGGCAGGUUGUUUCGAUUCUCAUCCGUUGGAAAAAGUCUGAGUUAACAGAACCUGAACCAGACCUAAUAGAAGAUGCCAUCUACGAGGAAGUCAAUAUGUCGGAAUCACCAGGUAUAUUUCCUAGAGGACAAGAGCACCACGAGACCAUCAACCGCCUCUAUGGGAUUACGAUUCAGAGACGGGAGAGAGCAAUAGUCUGCCAGUGGUGAAUUAUUUUUAAAAAAUCAACUCGAAACCAUGGAUUAAAGUUUACUGUCUUUGUAAUUCGUGCAGUUAUUUGUGUUGUUCUAGGCACAAAAGGAAAAUUUUAAAAUGUAUUGCUGACAUAAUUGUAAACAGUGAAUAAGAAAAUGGGAAAAAUUAUCCUUAAUACCCUGAAAUAAGUAAACGCUCCUGAGCAAUGCCUACGAUACACAAUUAUAUGCUUUCCAGAUGGCCUUUUUUGUAAGCUAGUGUAAACACGAUUUAAAAAUCUGCCGUUCUCUUAAGCCAAAGAAAUUAAAUAUCUCUGGCGUUUCCAGACUACAGAGGAGAUGAUCGCAAAUCGCGAAGUUUGAAAUUAGAUCAUAAGAGAAGAAGGGAGAACGAAGAAGCUGAAUGAGAAUUUGCGAAGAGGAUUGCUGUGACUACUACUACGCUGAGGGGGAUUUUGUCUUGAUAUCCUUUAAUACGAGUAGAUAUGAACGGGACCCACUGUUUUUUACCAACUAGGUAGGAAAUCUCUAAAAUUCUGGGCCAGAUCUUAACUUAUAUCUUACUUUGCUUUCAACAGACUAUAGUGUGCAGCAGGUGUUUUUUACUUUUCUCGUCGAUUUUCAGUCAUUCAUGUUCAUUUCUUCAAACUUACUGAAUUUGUUAGUACUCAUUAUGAUAACUGGGAGAUCAGAUUGGACCUCCUUUCCUAAACGAUAACCGAUUCUUUCUAUUUUUUCUUGGAAGUUUUCUGACAGGUUCUUAUGGUCACUGGUUACGUUUCUUGAGUCCUAAUCAAGGUGGUCCUAAUAUUCCGGCUGAAUUAUCGUGAAUUAUUUUGAAUUUUUCUCUUCACUAAACAUUUUAUUGUAAUAAUAUUUUCUUGGUUUUCAAAAUCAAGUCAUUUUACUGAUUUCUGGCGGUUUUAUACAGUGACCAAUUUUCAUUACUUCUUGAAUUUUUCGAUCUUUUCCAUAGAUCUUCCAUUUUCCUUUUCUUAAUCUUAGCUUCACAUAAUUUACUGUUAAACCAUUUGAUGUUUUCUUUAACUAUUAUUUGCCCUGUCACUUCUGGACAUUUAUCGUUGUAGUUUGAUGCUAAUGUACUUUUGUUGUAGUCUGUAAAACAGCUUACGCAUGCCUGGUCACCUGUCAAGGUAUUCCUCAAAUUACACUUGCACUCCUGGAUUAUUUCUCUUAUUUUCUUUAUGCUCUCAACAAUAAACUUACCAGCUUUAAAGUUGGUUUUGUUUCUGUAAGUAAUUGUUUUUUUCAUUGCAUAGCCUUUCCAUAUAUUUAUACUAAAUUUGAAUAGACUAGUUAAUGUAUUGGAGAUAUCACGCAUUCAGGCUCGACUUACGUCAUUCACAAUCUCAUUGAUUUUGUUUUGUAUAACUAGGUCGGUGGUAGGGUUCAAUAAUGAUGUAGGUUUCUUCACGACAUUUACAAGGUCAUGGCUUUCAAGUAGCUAUUUAAAUUCUUUGACAUAAUUGUCGUCAUUAUCAUCUAAAUGCAGGUCGAAGUCACCACAAACCAGUCUAUAUUUGUUACCAGCUAACAUGUUUAGGAAGUCACUGAAUUCGUCUAGGAACGAUCUCUUACUUGUGCUUGGUGAUUUGUAAACUAUUAUAAUUUGUGUUUAUUUAUGUGUGUAAAUUUAGUGCUGAUAUAAUCGAAUGUAUUGAACACAUUUUGGUUCAUUAUAGAUACUUUGUAUACUUUUUCUACAAUGAUUUCUACUCCACAACCUUCUUUGUUUGCUCUUGUUGCAUGGUAAAAGUUGUGUGACCCUAGUCAUUUCGUUUGUUUAGGAAUAGUCACUAACAUUAUUGAUUAGCCAAAUCUCCCUUGCUUGCUCAAAAUGAAGAGACAGAGAAAAAAGAUUGUUGGAGAAUGAUGCAGUCCACUUUUUCUUCAUAGUGAUAAAUAACUGGAUCUUUACUUGAGCCCUCUAUAUCUAGCUUGAAUGUAA
Macrobrachium nipponense is the source of this 2808-nucleotide messenger RNA. RefSeq lists its product as uncharacterized. NCBI's taxonomy places the organism in Eukaryota, Metazoa, Arthropoda, Malacostraca, Decapoda, Palaemonidae. Bases 321 to 854 code for a protein of 177 amino acids. The record is from RefSeq and is a predicted model, not a curated record. The transcript is spliced from 4 exons.